AUGAGCCCCAAAUCAGGAGCGACGGACAAUUCCAAGACCCCUGCGGCCGUGUCACUUGUUUCCGGCGGCAUCGCGGGCGGAAUCGAAGCAGCAGUAACCUACCCGUUCGAGUUCGCCAAAACCAGAGUCCAGCUCCGCGACGCAGGCUCCGCGUCCCGGCCGCGCAACCCGUUCCUCGUCGUCGCCGACGUAUUCCGCAACGAGGGUGCAAGGGCGUUGUACAAAGGCUGCUCCUCGCUCAUCGUCGGGUCCGUCGCCAAAGAUGGCGUCCGCUUCCUCUCCUUCGACAUGAUCAAGAGCGCCUUCAAGGAUCCCGACACGGGCGCGCUGUCGCCCCUCCGUAACUUGUUGGCGGGGAUGAGCGCCGGGAUCGUGGCGAGCGUCUUCGCCGUCACGCCGACCGAGCGGAUCAAGACGGCGCUGAUCGAUGAUGCCCGGACGGCCAAACGCUUCCGUUCGGCACCGCAUGCCGUGAGGGUCGUUUACGCCGAACACGGUUUCUUGGGCCUCUAUCGCGGCUUCGCGGGGACUACGCUCAAGCAGGCUGGCGCCACCGCUUUCCGCAUGGGGUCGUAUAAUGUACUGAAGGACUACGAGAACAGCAAACACAUUGCGCAGAGUACGGCGACGAAUUUUGCGAACGGGGCGGUGGCCGGAACCAUCACGACGUAUGCUACGCAGCCGUUCGAUACGCUGAAGACGAGGUCGCAGAGCGCGAAGGGGGCGAGUACCGUGGAGGCUUUCCGGAGCGUGCUGGCGGAUGAUGGGGUGAGAGGUUUCUGGCGGGGAACGACGAUGAGGUUGGGGAGGACGGUCUUCAGCGGUGGGAUCUUGUUUACGGUUUAUGAGCAGGUCGCUGCGGUUUUGAAUCCUGUGUUUCAGCGAUGA
This is a messenger RNA of Letharia columbiana, 888 nucleotides long. RefSeq lists its product as uncharacterized. The coding region runs from base 1 to 888 and encodes 295 amino acids. The transcript has a single exon. Gene Ontology annotation, biological process: mitochondrial citrate transmembrane transport. Lineage: Eukaryota; Fungi; Ascomycota; Lecanoromycetes; Lecanorales; Parmeliaceae. The record is from RefSeq and is a predicted model, not a curated record.